UAGUCACCUGUGAAUGUUUGGACGAGCAACAUCGAAGUGCUCCACACGCUUCACACCGAAUUCCAAAGUGUGUCUAUUGUAUAUUCAAUUGAAAGAAAGGAAAUUCCUACGGUGUAUUGUUCUUUUUUUCGCGGAUUUCUUGGCAAUUCGAGGAGUCAAAGCGAGAAUUUUCGUUAUAUACACCCACGAACCAUUUUAUUGUGCAUUUUCUGGCUCUUUUUUCAUCAUAUCGGAUUACAUAUUUCCUUCUCAUGAAAGAAGGAAACGCGUGAAAUUGCAGCACUAAAGAAACAUCGCAAGGACCAAGGUUGUUUUUUUUUGCGAAAGGCUCAAACAUUUUUUAAGAACGCAAAGUAAAAUAUACGUGUGCAUGUGAAGAAUCCGGUAAAAUUUCCCUCCGCGUGUUCAAAAGCUAGGGCUUCGCUAAGAUAAACAGUAUAACUAAUAACCUUAGAAAGUGCCGUUAAGAGGUGAAGAAUUCCAUGGAUUUCAGUACAUAAGGCUGAGUUGUGCGAAUUUCAAUAAAAUAGCAUUUUCUAUUUGGAUAAAAAAAAAGAUAUACAAUUUUACUUGCAAAGUCCACAGUCAAGCACAUGUUCAUCAGUAUUGAUUGAUUGAUUCAGUGCAGUGUGUUAUGUGCUUCUAAUUGGAAAUCCAACAACAAUUUCCAUCUCACCAAACGAGAUAAUCCUUCAUUUGUCUCCUACUGUGGCAGCUCAAGAGACAUUUUUUUUUUACCUAUUUUAACACCCCGGAAAAUUUUGAGAGUGACGUAGAAAAAGAGAGAAAAAGCUGCUAUACUGCAAGAGUUGUAUCAAUAAACUGGGCCACCAAACUGUUUUCUAUAUGUAGGACAUAAACGAAAAAGCUUCAUUAUCUUCCCAUCUUUUGCUGUACAAGUGAUUUUGAAGAAAAGAGAUUGCAAAAUGCGUGGUCUCAGUGUCCUCUUUUCUACAUUAAUAUUUGUGAAUUCAACAAUAGCUCAGUGCCCAUGGCAGAAAGAUAUACCAGAUUUGCAAACAUCCUGUCUAUGUGCCUACAACCUCGGUCAAGAGCUCUCUGUGCAGUGUGAUCAGGUUGAAUUUGCCGUACUAGUGGAUGCCUUAAAUAAAUACACCAAAGCGAAACCCAUUGAUUUGCUUUAUGUGAAUAAUUCAACAGUAGAGUCCUUAGAAGUUAAUGUAUUUGCCAAUUUGCGAUUGCACAACAUGCAAUUGAGUAGCUGUAGGAUAAAGAGUAUCAAAGAGGGAGCUUUUAACGGGCAGGAGCAGGUGCUGAAAAACCUCAAUUUACAGGACAAUUUACUCACGGAUGUUCCUAUGAAGGCAUUGAAAGUUCUUGCAAUAUUAAAUUUACUGGAUUUAUCCAAAAAUCAACUUACACAUGUACCAGACGAUGCCUUCAGUGGUAUGACCAAAUUAUCAACACUCAAGCUGAGUGACAAUAAUGUGACUUUGGCCCCAAAUGCCUUUCGGGGUGUUGAGAGUACGCUUAAAAAUUUAAAUUUAAAAGGGACACGGCAAAAACGUGUGCCCGAUGCUGUACGUGGUCUAAGUAGUCUCGCAUUUUUGGAUCUAUCCCAAAAUGGUAUACGAGAACUCCCUGGGCCAGGUGGUGUGAGAACAUUUGAGGGUCUAGACUCCCUCACAGCACUCAAUCUUGAACGAAAUCUCAUCCAGAAUCUGGGUGAAACGGCCUUUUCGGGCAUACGACGAACACUUAGCUCACUGAGUCUGCUCAAUAAUUUGCUGCCAGAAUUUCCAGUUGGUGCCAUACAUUCACUAAAGGAGCUCCGUGUUCUCGACAUUGGUUUCAAUUUACUCACUCAACUACCGGAGACUGCAUUCCGUGGGAAUCCCGCGAUAACACUCUUGGCACUCGAUGGAAAUCCACUGCCCACCGUACCAGAAAAAGCACUCGCCCACUUGAAUAAAACCCUCCGUGGAUUAUCACUUGGAGGACGUUUCUUGCAUUGCGACUGCAAGAUUCGAUGGGUGGCCGAAUGGAUAAGGAAUGGAGACUUGCAGGUAACUUCGAGGGAAAGAAAUCCCCAAUUCUGCGGAACACCAAAUCGCUUCAGGGAUCGUGGCUUCUAUUCAAUUCAACCCGAUGAACUAACUUGUCCUGAAUCAGAAAUUGAUCUCAAUGGUCCGAUAGGUGUUGUUGACUCUCUCGUGCCAAAGCUCACUGAAGCUGCAUCGUCAACAACCCCAUCAGGAACUGUUGAGAGUACAACAAAUAUUAAUCCCCUCACCACACUACCAACUGCGAGUGGUGGUACUGUGAUCAGUUCAAGUUCACCAUCCCCAACGACAACUGGUGGGACCACGACAAAGACUACAACAAUCCAUCCGAACAAAGCGACCGCAAAUAGAAACUCGCCAAAUUGGCGCCAACAGAACUCAUCGGCACACAAGCAACGACCACCCUUGGUUCUUGGAUUUCCGCCACAGCGUGGAACCAAAAUUGACGACUCAAACGAGGUUCAAGUGAAAAAUGCUUUCAGACAAGACAGCUCCGUGAUUAUUCAAUGGGAUUCAGACACGGCGAAUAUUUUGGGCUUUCGUGUUGUAUAUCGUCUCUUUGGCGAUAAAAGUUUCAAACAGGGACCACCACUGGAGGCUAGCGAACGUGAAUUUAAGAUAAAAAACGUACCCUCGCAGGAAUGCAUUGUGGUGUGCGUUAUAUCAUUGGAGGAGAUCAAUGUGACACCGGAAAAUGUGCCUUACACACAAUGCCGAGAAGUGAGGACUGUUUCAUCUCAAACAUCAAAUAUGGAUAAAAUCACCAUAGCAGCAAGUGCAGCUAUCUGCGGUACAAUUAUUGUGGCUGUAAUUGUCUUCAUAGCGGCCAGCAGACGCCGAUCACGGAAACUCCAAUCGCUUCACUCAACACAGAAGAGCCCACUACCAAUUGCGGGUCUCCCCGUGAAUUGCUGUGGUCCUACGGCUAGUCCGGGUGGCCCAUUGGGCUCCAUCGCCACACUGUCUGCCUUCAAUAAUCACAAGGAUUGGGAUCAAGUAUCAGCCUACAGUGGACGCUCAAUACCACGACCACGAAUCUAUCCAUUGGAAAAUCCCAGUAUAGCAGAUGAUUUGCGGAGUCACGUCUCACACUUUUCCGCCCUCGGUGCCAAUCCCAAAGUUAGUAAGGCAAGAUCCAUUGCAGAUGGGCAAUCACAGCAUAGUUUCUCCAAUCAUUCACACCGAGGCUACCUCGGGUCGGCAUUUCCCACGAAUUUGGUUAAUUCACGACCAGGUACAUCCCCAUACCCCUCAAUCCCUGACCCAUCUAAUCCAUGGUCCACAUAUUGUGCAGAACUUCGUCAGUCGAGGCAAUCACUGGCGGCAGCAUCCGAUCGAAUGUCCAGAGCCUCAUACGCAGCAUCGGUGCACGGUAUUGCUCACAGCGUGGCGUCCAGCACAAGACGCACUAGACCACGGUCAAGAUCGCGUGAACAACUCAACGGCACCCACAUACACUCCCAUCGACCCGGAAGCCGUAGAUACUCAACAGCUGGCUCAACGCAUACCUUAAACAAUUACUGCGACACAUCUGACAAUUGGACCGACCACGAUAUGGAUAUUUACAUGGCAAGAAACCCCACGACAAGAAACGGAUUGGUGCCAUUAUGAGGAAGGCUUUUGGUUUCCUGAUACUUUGACAUCAUCUACGAUUGGCAUGAAAUAUUUUGACCAUUCACAAUUGAAGAUGAUAUUGAGGUAUCUUUUGUGUUUUCAUUUUUAUUAUAAUUUUAAAAUAUAUUAGCAAUUUAUAAAUAAACACAACUUAUCGAAUACUCCAUCAAUGUGAGGAGAAUCGAAUUGAGACAGUCAAAUAUUAGAAUGUAGAGUAAUUUUAAAAUGUAACGAAAAAGACAUAGAGAAACAAAACAAAGUGUAAGAGAUUUCUUUAUAUAAAAUUUUAUCAAUGUGAUGGCAUUUACCUUAAAAAAAGGAUAUUUUGAAUUAUAUUAUGUUUCGCUUUUUCUGACUUAUUUUCAAAAAUCAAUCAUAGUUUAAUGAACAAUAGUUCUUAUGCUCCCAAAUCCAGGAUUUUAUUUCAUAUCAGUUAAAAUAAAAUUUUGUUUUAACAAGAAUUCAUUUCCAAAAGUUAUAGCUACUGACAAGAUUGUUCCCAAAUAUAAAUUAAAUAGCAUUUUCAUGUGGAAAAAAUCUUUCUCAGAAUUCUUCUUUCAAUCCAUUGUGAAAUUCUAAAAAUGAAAAGAAGUUUAUUCAGCAAUUCCAUGUCGAGAAUUUCUAACAAUAACAUUACCAGUCACAUUUAUUCAUUUUUUUUCUUUCUCUUCAAGAAUAAUUUCUUCGAGAUUCUUUCUUUGUGGCACUGACUUUUGAAUAAAAAUGAAUUUUUAAUUUUUGGGAUACCCAACAUUGCGGUAGAAAUUUCAACAUUAAUAUAGUCCACACCAAAUGAGAAAAAAAAAUACAAAACACAAGAAAUAUUUAACUUUGUUUGAAAAGCAAUUUAAUUUUAUUAAUAAAUGUUAAUCUCUUACACUUUUUGUUCAUUUUAGAUUAAAAUCAUCCUCGUUUUAGCGAGAUGAUAAAAUUAUUAUAUUCACAACAUUCAUUUAUUUUCUUCAUUGUGAACCUCAUUUGUUUUCUUCACCUCGUGUUUUACUAGCUCAUUGAUACAUAUAAUUUUUUUAUGAACAUGUGAAGAAAACAAAAACUAUACUGCUAGAAUAUAAAUUAAAAAUAAAAAAAGAUAUAUAAAUAAUAAAUGAAAACAAUAUUAAUUGUAUAAUCAAAGUUAACGAGAAAACGGUUAACAAGUUCAUGCUAAGAAAGUUAACAGUCUUUUUUUGUUUUAUUUUUUUAUGUAUGCGUGAAACAUUUUGAGAGUCUCUGCGUGAAGUAAAAAAAAUAGUUUUUAAAAUGUAUGAAAGUAAUUAAAAAUAUGAAAUUACCUUGUAAAUAUGUUGAUAAAAUGUAUAAGAUGAAAAUGAAUUAUGGAAGUGGAGAGAGAACGAAAAAAUAGUGCUAAAUCUAACCCAAAUAGUAAUUCGACCCAGUAAACAGAGAGAGAAAUGAUAGCAAACAUCAUUGUAGAUAGUAUGAAUUCUCUGUGUAUUAAAAUACUAUAUAGGCCGACUAAAAUGAACAUCUUAUGAUUGAUAAACAAACAGCAUUAUUGUACAUAGAUAGAAUAUUGAUAAAUCAUAUCGUGGUAGAAGCUCUCUUGGUUCAUUUUUAAAUAUUCAUUUAAAAGGAAAAAGGAUUUUAAAAAAAAAAUACCAAAUGCUGUGAACCCACGUUGGUUCAUUGUGCAUUCGGGAAAAACGUACACAGUUGAUAGUUAACGCAAAAAAUAGUAUUAAGGAAAAAAAACUCAAAAGUGUAAACAAAAUUAUUAAGAGUAUAUAGGCAUUAGUGUUUAAAAAAAUUAAAAUAGUUAAAGAAAUAUAACAAAAAAUCAUAGAGGGAUCAAUAUAUUGUGUAGAAAUAAAGUUUGCAAAAAGAACAAAAAAAUUGUUGAAUAUUCUUGCAUAGAUAAGAAUAAAAAAAAUAUUAGAAGCUAUUUUUUAGAAAAAGUUGAAAUUUCCAAAACGAGAUAAAUUUGAGAAGAAAAAAAUAUUAUUAUAUAAAAAAUAUUAUCAAAAAAUUUGAUAGAAAAAUUUGCAAAAAAAAAUAGUCGAGCAUUAAUAAGGAAGCAAAAAAAAUCACAUCCCACUGCCUUAUCAUUGUGUAAUUUUUAUGAAUUUACGUUGACGAGAUAUAUACACAUAUAACAAGGAUAUAUUUAAAGGACUUUAUCGUGAAAAUAAUCGCGAAACAAAGAAAAAAAUGAAAUAAUAGAAUACUAUUAUAUAACUUUGUGUGUCAUUUAUAGCCAAUUUAUCAAUACAAUAUAUUUCAUAUUUCAUCGAGUCUCGUCGUUUUCUGUGCGACAUUUUCAAGUGAAAAAGUUGAUGAUGAGCACUGGAGCAAAAAAACGCGAUUCAUUAGUCAUUUGGCAGAAAGUUAAACAAAAAAAAACACAGAAGUGAAGAAGCAUUACUGAAAUUAUUAGUCUGCACUUUCAAUUAAAACAUCAUUGAACAUCCAUUGCAUUAUAGCAUAUAACAUUUACAUAAUGGAGUGAAUAUUAUAUCAAAUCAAUAUUAUACGACAUUACUAUAGGACCUACAUAUGUAUAUCUCGAGAGAAUGAGUGUAUAUGAGAAGAAUACAGAGCAGGAAUACACGAAUAUUAAUUUUAGGUGCUAAUUUUAUUGAAUGAUUGUUCAGCACUUGUUGGAAAUGUGUGUGAGCGAGUUUAGAGGAUGAAAUAAAGGAAAAUUGAUUAAA
This is a messenger RNA of Lutzomyia longipalpis, 6310 nucleotides long. It is a transcript of the gene haf, whose product is annotated as leucine-rich repeat and fibronectin type III domain-containing protein 1-like protein. Bases 927 to 3635 code for a protein of 902 amino acids. The transcript is spliced from 9 exons. The record is from RefSeq and is a predicted model, not a curated record. NCBI's taxonomy places the organism in Eukaryota, Metazoa, Arthropoda, Insecta, Diptera, Psychodidae. Gene Ontology annotation, molecular function: protein binding.